CCCCAAGGGAUCCCCUCACCCUCGCCCCUCCUUCAAUCUCUCUGGAUCCUUCGCUCUCUUAAAAACUCCCUCAAAAAAAACCCAACCCAACAAAUCAAACGGCUGGCAUCUCUCCAUCCAUCCCCAGACCUCUCUCUGAUCCAAUCUCGACCGUUCAUUUCGCGUUCUCUUGCCUCUCUCCUCUUCCCGCCAUCUCGAGGGGAGAGUGAGAGAGAGAGAGAGCCAUGGCUCUGAGAUCCGAAGAGCUACAACGCGAUCUCUACACGAUCCCCAUCUCCUCCAGUUGGUUCAGCUGGGACUCGAUCCAUGAGACGGAGCGCAGAUCCCUUCCUGAAUUCUUCGACGGGAGCUCGUAUUCGAGGAACCCUAGGGUUUACAAGGAAUACCGAGACUUCAUCAUCAAUAGAUUUCGCGAGGAGCCGUCUCGAAGGCUGACGUUUACUGAGGUGAGGAAGUCUCUGAUUGGAGAUGUGGGGUCGAUAGAGAAGGUGUUUAGGUUCUUGGAUCGGUGGGGGUUGAUCAAUUUUGGGGUUGAUAAAGGGGAGGAGAAGGAGGAGGUGGGGUUGGCGGCAGUGGUGGUGGAGGAG
Asparagus officinalis (garden asparagus) is the source of this 587-nucleotide messenger RNA. RefSeq names its product SWI/SNF complex subunit SWI3A-like. The transcript has 2 exons. The annotation marks the transcript as partial. Lineage: Eukaryota; Viridiplantae; Streptophyta; Magnoliopsida; Asparagales; Asparagaceae. Gene Ontology annotation, molecular function: protein binding. The record is from RefSeq and is a predicted model, not a curated record.